This is a messenger RNA of Colletotrichum higginsianum IMI 349063, 1071 nucleotides long. RefSeq names its product Malonyl CoA-acyl carrier protein transacylase. The record is from RefSeq and is a predicted model, not a curated record. Gene Ontology annotation, biological process: fatty acid biosynthetic process. Gene Ontology annotation, molecular function: [acyl-carrier-protein] S-malonyltransferase activity. The coding region runs from base 1 to 1071 and encodes 356 amino acids. Gene Ontology annotation, cellular component: mitochondrion. Lineage: Eukaryota; Fungi; Ascomycota; Sordariomycetes; Glomerellales; Glomerellaceae. The transcript has a single exon.
AUGAUAACACCAUGGCUCGAGGCGUUCCCGCGGACGGCAAAGCCCAUCAUCGAGGAAAUUGACCACUACAUGGGCUUCAAGCUAUCCGACAUCAUUGCCGAGGGCCCCAGCAAGCUGUUGACCAGGACGCCCAACGCCCAGCCCGCCAUCAUGGCGACCUCGAUCCUGAUCCUCCGCAUCCUCGAGCGCGAGUUCGACUUUGACAUCACCAAGCGCGUCGACGUGACGCUGGGUCACUCCCUCGGCGAAUUCGCCGCGCUGGUGGCCGGCGGCUACCUCGAGUUCGAGGACAGCCUGUACCUGGUGCGCAAACGGGCCGAGGCCAUGGCGGAGGCGACGCGGCGCGCCGUCGACGAGUACGGCGGCGAGUACGGCAUGGUGGCCAUCGUCACAGAGCCCGAGUAUCUAGGCCCGCUGAUCGCGGCGAUUCACGAUUUUGUGGGCCACUCAAGCGCCGGGUCCAAGGGCGACAGCUCCGAGGACGUACCGCCCAUCGAGCAAGUGCUCAUCGCCAACAUCAACAGCAAGAACCAGAUCGUGCUGAGCGGCAAUAUUGAGCGCAUCAAGACGCUCUCGACGCACGUGCGGCAGUUCCUCGGCCACGACCCGCGGGCCGUGAGGUUAAACAGCGACAGCCCAUUCCACAGCCCGCUCAUGAAGCCCGCCGUCGGGGUGGUGAGGAGCAUACUCUCGAAAAAGAGCCGCGUCAAGGGGCACGAGGGGAACGACAUUGUCACGUUUCCGGGGAGGUUGCCGUGCGUAAGCAACGUGAGCGCGCGGCCGUUCGAGAGCAAGGAGGACGUAAAAGACCUUCUGGCACGGCAGUGUCUAGAGACGGUGCGGUGGUGGGACAGCAUCAAGUACCUCGACCAAGAGGAGAAGGUGAGGCGGUGGAUCGGUAUCGGGCCCGGCAAGGUCGGGCGGAAUCUGGUUGGCAAAGAGGUGGGCAUGAGGGGCAAGGACUCGGUCAAGGGCGGCGGCGUCUGGGGCAUCACGGACCCGAGCGAGAUCGAGGAGAUGCUCAAGGGGCUGGAUGAGACGGAGAAGGUCUCGGAGGACGAGAUUGGCUGA